ACAACGGUGCAUGCGCUUUCUAGCAGAGGACUUCUAUUCCCGGAAGUGAUAAUGAAGCGUGAUUUCUGUAGGUGUUUGGGUCAGCUGACAAUAGCGCUCCAUGGAAAGUCGGGGGUAAGCAGCAGAAAGGCUGUCUCGAGUAUACGAAACAAGCGUUCUUCAGCCACUGAAGAAAGAGACUUUUCUGCUGUAUCGUUAGCACAAGUCACUGUAAUGGCAGCGGAGAUUCAGCAACAACCGCAGAUUCGCAAGCCUAUACUCCUCAGUAAGAUUGAGGGAUUUCAGGAUUUGGUGAACAUGGCAUUUAUUAUCCCCAAAGAGGAUGGUGUGAUCAGCGUAUCAGAGGACAGGACAGUCCGUGUUUGGAUAAAGAGGGACAGUGGCCAGUACUGGCCUAGCAUCUACCACGCAAUGCCAUCUCCUUGUUCCUGCUUGUCCUUUAGUCCUGAAACAAGACGACUUUCUGUGGGGCUUGAAAAUGGCUCAAUUUCAGAGUUUACCAUUUCUGAGGAUUACAAUAAGAUGACUCCUGAAAAAACGUAUCUUGCUCACCAAAACAGAGUGACCAUGGUUCUCUUCAUCUUAGAAAUGGAAUGGGUGUUGAGUACGGGUCAAGACAAAGCAUUCACCUGGCAUUGCUCAGAAAGUGGACAGCGGCUAGGCACUUACCGGCUGAAUGCUUCAGCUUCUUGUCUGCAAUUUGAUUUUGAGACCAGACAUGCAUUUGUUGGUGAUCAAUCAGGACAGGUAACCAUUCUCAAACUGGAGCAAGACAAAAGUAGCCUGGUCACUACAUUUAGGGGACAUACAGGUAGUGUCACUGCUUUGUGCUGGGAUCCAGUUCAGAGAGUGUUGUUUUCUGGCAGCUCCGAUCAUACCAUUAUUAUGUGGGACAUAGGAGGAAGAAAGGGGACAGCUAUAGAAUUACAAGGACACCGUGACAAAGUGCAGGCUCUUUAUUAUGCCCAUCAUACUCGACAGCUUAUCUCUUGUGCUGCCGAUGGCGGAAUCGUGGUGUGGAACAUGGACGUAGCAAGACAGGAGACACCGGAGUGGCUAGACAGUGACUCUUGCCAGAAAUGUGAACAGCCGUUUUUCUGGAACUUCAAACAAAUGUGGGAUAGCAAGAAAAUUGGCCUUCGGCAGCACCACUGCAGGAAAUGUGGUAAAGCAGUAUGUGGCAAGUGCAGCUCCCAGCGCUCUUCUAUUCCUCUGAUGGGCUUCGAGUUUGAAGUCAGGGUCUGUGACAGCUGCUUUGAAUCAAUCACAGAUGAGGAACGUGCACCUACAGCGACAUUCCAUGAAAGUAAGCACAACAUUAUUCAUGUGCAUUUUGAUCUUACAAGAGGAUGGUUACUAACAUCUGGAACUGACAGAGGAAUCAAGCUUUGGGAUAUGACUCCAGUGGUUUCCUGAUGCUUCUCAAGUAAACCAAAAAUGCAGUUUUUAAGAAGAAACCACACUUGAAGCCUUCAAAAAUAUUCUUUGCCGCAAAUGUUCCAGUCCUUAUUCGGCAGCAAACUGAUGUGCCUUUUACUUGACCAUUUUUCCCUACUGGUACAGUCUGGAAUCUUGUCUACAAAGGGUACACUAAAUGAUAUUUGCGUGGAAUCCAAAUGGGGCAUUCUGGACAUAAAGGGAACAGCAGACAAGUGUAUAUUGCAUACCUAUAACAAGACUUGCAGACAAAAGACUACUUAAUAGAGCUGUUGAUCUGUGUUAAUUUUGAUUGUUAGAAGUUUUCUAAAAAUGGUUCUUUAGACCAUGAGUCUGUGGACAUGAAAAAUGUAGGUUAUUUUAUCUUAACUGUACUUACUAGCAAAAGGAACUAUGUACAUAAGAGAAAAGACAAAUGUUCAAAUUUAUUGUUGAAAUAUGACAAUGCACUUCAUUGUUGCCCUUCCUAAUCGUAUGGAAGCAAAGUAAUGCCAUUCAUGUUUUACAGCUGCUUCAGUGUCGGUGGUUUAGUUAGAGAUGUAGCUAUGGUGGGGGGGGGGGGCUACUGCCAUGGCUCAAGCUGUUAGAGCCACAGUAGGCAGAUGCUGAUGGUGCUGUAGUGCAGUACAGGCAUUCCGAAAGGAAUGCUGAUACUUUAUUUGUGAUUACAGCUGAAACACUUCUUUGCAGUGUCUUAACUGUAGCAAGCUGCUUUGUUACAUUUGUAGAAAGUGGUUUCAUGCAGAUUCAGACCAUUUUUAUUUUUCUCAACUUUGAGAAGCCUUUUUUUGCACUCCUCAACUUACAGUUGAGGGGGCCUGUAGAUCGGGGAACUACACUGGGCUCCUAAUAACCUAGAUACCAUUCUGGGCUUAGUAGUUGGCAGCUUAUCCUAGGGCAGUAAAAUCACUACAUUGGGGGGUUCUUGCCCUACAAUUACUUGGGUCAGUACCCCUAAGUGGCACUAUUUCAGUACUGCGGAAUAUCUGUAGUGUUGUGUUUUAAUUUAGGUGGUCUGUCAGAUCUAUAUUAGUUCUGCCUGUUUUUAAUCCCUGGUUUUACAAAGUAUGAUUCGUUCCCAUGUUACAUUAUUAAAUAUGUAGGAAAUUUUCAGGGUCAUUCCUUCUUCCCAGCAUUUGUAUCACUAUAAUUCCCAAUCAUCCACGGUGCACAUUUAGAAGCAAUCAGAGUUUGUUUCUGGGCAAGAAUGAUAACAUUUCAUAUUUUCUUUUUUAAUUAUUAUUAAUGCAGCACUUUAAGAAAUAUUUUCUUUAGGCACAAAAUAAUGUUAUACUUUUAUAAUGGUGCGAUUUAUCAGGAUGUUUAAUUUGUCUGUAAGGAUAAAGUUUGUCUAGCUGUUUGUUAUGGAAUGUUUUGGUUCUAAUAGUGAGAAAAAACACCUUUCAGAGUCAUACUUAGUAUGUUGAUUUAGACGUAAGCAGUGAAAUUAUGCACUUUUUGCAUUUUACUCUGACCUUCAAAAAAAAAACUAAUGCAGCCAUCUUGGCAGACAGAAAAGGUUGUAGUAAGUUAAUUGUUAAUUAUUAUUUCAGAAAUAUAUGCCCAUUUCAUUUUAUCUAUAUACCAACUAGCUUUGUUGGUAUAGAGGGAUAAAGUCCUGAUGGAAAGCCGGGUGACCCGAGUUUGGUUAGUGACUUAGUCCAGCUGUUGGAGCAGAUCUGUAGGAGGGGAGGAUUUAAUGCAGCGAAGACAGCUCACUCCUCUUCCAUGGGAUGGGGGACAGAGACGUGCAUGGGAAUAACACUUUUAAUGGUAGAAUUCCCCCAGUGGAGACUGGGGCUCACUUGGCUGUGUUGUCUACCAUGGGGGUCAGAGCCAACUGUUUAUAUAUGCAUGGAGGUAUGUAUGCUCAUUGCAAUGGCCAAUUCCAUGGCAACUUCUUGGAUGCUUCACCUAUGAACAGGUGAUGUUCUAGCCUAAAGAAAAAAAACACUUAUCCCUUGUAUAGAUAAUGGCAUCGUUGGCUGACUUGAUCCUCACUUUUAGGGGAACAGAUGGACCACAGGGUUAUUUCUGGGAGAGUGAAUGCGCCAAAUAAAGAGUGGGACAGAGGUUUGAUGGUUGGAGGUGGGGGACUGAUUUAAAAAAAAAAAAAACUUGUUACCUGAUCGAUUCACCUCACCUAUUUCUUAGUUGUAUGUUUAGCACUGCAAGGUCCUUGACAAAAGCAUCACAGGGUGUCUACAUAUUUUAGCUGAUGUUAGGAACGCUAAGUAGGGAACAAUGGUAAUGAUUUCAUUAUAGAAGACAGAGUUGUAUUUGGCUAUGCCUGGACACUAGGAAUCAUUACUACACAUGUUUAUAAUCCACUGUAUCUAUAGGGAAGCAAACUGAUGUGUUAUGGUAUGAUAUUAAUUUAUUGACAGCAGUAGUGCUUUAUAAUUAUUAUUUGUACUCCUGCACCUAAAACAUGUAGCAUCAUGUUUUUAUAGGCUUUUUUCACUUGGUUAAAGGUUGUUUUUAUGCAUUAAGACUAUUGCCUUCUUUUCUGCUCCCCAUUCUGGGCUGUUCAUAACCGAUAUGGACGUUCACUUGCAAGUUUAGUUUCCUUACAUAAUUCACAAGAAAAAACACCACCAGUCAGUAAAUUACCCCCCCACACACACACACACACACACACUUUAAUUUGUGUUGUAGAAUGGUUCUUAAUGUGUGAUUUCAGUCACGGAAAUGUACAACUGCAUUUUUUAAAAGAUGAGCUUAUUGGUCAUGUGAAAUGGAACUUUUUGCCAUUUUAACUUUGCUAUUGCAUUUUUUAAUAUUUGAAACAGAGUGCCACUUUAUGUACAGCCGUCUUUAAAUUUUUGUUGUCCUCAGAUGCAUUUGGGCACCUAAUGUUCUGGAAUCACCAUUUUAUGACUGAGUUAAGAAUGUUGAGUACCUCCUAGAUUAAGAAAACCGCUACGAGUCUUAAUAAAAGCUGAGGUAGCUGUACUGAUGUUUUACUAUGGUCUGUUUUACAGAGAAAAAAAAUCUUCACAUAGAUAUCCAUUUCAAAAACGGACCACAAAGGGGGGUGGGGUGGUAUCAAACUUAAGAUGAGGUCAUUUUAUUACAGACCUAAAGCAAAAUGCUAUAGCAAACUCAGAGUGGCAACAGCUGGUACACUGUUAAUCAUCUUAAUUUGAAGGUGUACGGGAUGCCUCUGAACAUUCAUGGAACAGCUUUGGAUGAUGUCCCUAGCUGCAGGACAGUCUGUGCUAGGAUGUGCCAUGCUGUCUCCAAGCUUUAGGUUUAGUUUAUCAUUUUCUAGCAACUAGCCAUAAUUCAUGUUAGUCUUGGGUACUAACUCAAGAACGGAACUCAUGCCUGUGACAAAUUUAGACAGGUGCUAGAGUAAGCAGCUUUUUUUUCCCAUUCAGUAUCAUAACCUAUCACUUUUUGCCACUGAAAAUGUGUUUGUUUAGAGCCCCAGUUGUACAUUGUUUUAUCCUUGCACACACAGACUGACUGUACAGUGGUACUGUUUUUCAAAAAUUGAUCCUUUAAAAUUCAAGGAGCAUGCAAGUCUUCAAAAAAGGAACUACAGUAUUUAAAUGAAACAUGCCCACAACAGGGUUGUAUGGUGUUUGCACAUAAAUCUAUUCAUUCCUUGUUUUUAACUUUUGGGACUAUGUUUACCACAGUAGUAAUUAUAACACAGUAUUGCAACUAAGUAUCAAGCUUAUUUAAUGUUGUUAAACAUUCUGUAAUUUCUAGAUGCUAAUUGUAUGCACAUUCCUGAAUAGUUGUCUCUGGUUUUGUACUUAUUUGCUUCAUUGUACGUAUCUGUGUUAAAUGAAAGAAGCUGACUACUUCUGUACUUUUUGUAAAUAAUUCUGUUACAUUGCUUUUAUAAAUUAAAGGAAGAUAAGUUAGUAAAAAUAUAUAUAUAGCUUUACAUUGGGGCAGAUGCUGAAAUAAUGUAUUUACACUGUGAUAUAACUAGAACAAUCAUUACACAUUAAAAACUCUUGUUUUUCAAUAUUGA
Messenger RNA from Protopterus annectens (West African lungfish), 5428 nucleotides. It is a transcript of the gene WDFY2, whose product is annotated as WD repeat and FYVE domain containing 2. NCBI's taxonomy places the organism in Eukaryota, Metazoa, Chordata, Ceratodontiformes, Protopteridae. Bases 52 to 1416 code for a protein of 454 amino acids. Gene Ontology annotation, molecular function: metal ion binding; protein binding. The transcript has 12 exons. The record is from RefSeq and is a predicted model, not a curated record.